Molecule: messenger RNA, 2118 nt
Organism: Centropristis striata (black sea bass)
Lineage: Eukaryota; Metazoa; Chordata; Actinopteri; Perciformes; Serranidae
Gene: c1ql1l2
Product: C1q-related factor
Exons: 2
Coding region: 433-1221 (262 amino acids)
Molecular function (GO): protein binding
Source: RefSeq, a predicted model, not a curated record
UUUCUCUCUCUCUCUUUCUCUCUCUCUCUCUGUCUCGCUCCCUCUGUCUCUCACUCCAUUCCUCUGGGAUCUGCAUCCUUCUUGCUUCUUCUCACAAGUCAGAUUGUGUUUGUAAGUACGGGCUGAAUGUCUCCCUGUGUAUGCUUGGGUUUCCUUAGGUCUUUUUGUAUGUAUGAGUGACUGUUUGCCUACUUUAGUGUGACUGAGCAGAGCAGUGGAGUAUCAAGUGUAUGUGGGUCUCUGUCUCACCCUCACACACUCGCCGGUCCUCUUGCAACUCUUCUCGGGAUCUUUGGAUCCCUUUCGACGGUGACAGGCUCCCCACACCAAGCAGUCACCAUUUCCGCCCCCGGGAGACCCACGCUGGCAGCGCAGCCCCUUCCCCGACUCAGCAUCGGGAGGAAGACCCUGGUGGCGGCUGCCGUAGGGGUUAUGCUGGUCCUGGUGCUGGUGGUCCUCAUCCCUGUGCUCGUCAGCUCUGUGGGUACAGAUGCCAGCCACUAUGAGAUGCUGGGCACCUGUCGUAUGGUGUGCGACCCCUACCUGAACAAGGGCACUCCAGCCAGCAGCACCAGCUCCACCGGUCUACAGGCUGAGGCAGAGGCUUUAAGCGACCACAGCAACGUGCUUCCACCCUCCACCUUACUGCAGGGCCCACAGGGGAAGCCUGGCAGGCCAGGCAAGCCCGGACCACCUGGACCACCGGGAGAGCCGGGGCCGCCAGGACCUGCUGGGCCUCCCGGUGACAGAGGGGAUCAGGGAAGGACUGGGAUUUUGGGUCUGGGGGGAAACGGAGCUAUCAGCACAGCUACCUACAGCACGGUGCCUCGGGUGGCCUUCUAUGCAGGGCUUAAGAACCCGCACGAAGGCUAUGAGAUCCUCAAGUUUGACGACGUGGUCACCAACCUCGGCAACAACUAUGAUGGCAUUUCGGGCAAAUUCAUCUGCAGCAUACCAGGCACAUACUUCUUCAUCUACCAUGUGCUGAUGAGAGGAGGGGAUGGCACCAGCAUGUGGGCAGACCUCUGCAAGAAUGGCCAGGUUCGUGCCAGUGCCAUCGCUCAAGACGCUGACCAGAACUAUGACUACGCCUCUAACAGCGUCAUCCUCCAUCUGGAUGCAGGGGACGAGGUUUACAUCAAACUGGACGGAGGCAAAGCCCACGGAGGGAACAACAACAAGUACAGCACCUUCUCUGGCUUCAUCCUCUACGCAGACUGAGAACAGACAGACACAGAGACAGUGAGACAGGAAGAGAUUGAGAGAAAGAGUUGGGGGGUGGGUUUUUGGGGUGUGUGUGUGUGUGAGUGUAAAAGCUGGAAUGCUUUCUAGUUUUCCUAAUUCUCUCCAUCAUCACGGACACCUCUGCUUCAUAUCCAUCAGCAAAGGCAUUCAGGCUCUGUAGCCGAGCCUGGAUGCAAAGCUCCUGAGGACACACUGAGAGGGGCCGGGUGGGAUGAGUGGGACGUGGGGUGGAUGUGGGCUGGUUCUUCCACACUCCUCGCCACGCCGCCGACGUGUCAGAAGCUCCUCGCUUUCAGUGUUUUCUCCUCUUCAGCCCUGCUCCAUUGCACAGAAAUAUCAACAGCAAAAAUGAAAACCCUGCAAAAAGUGGAUGGUCUCACCUCUUCUCUCCUCAGUGGCAACAGUCGGCUGUACUGUCAGUGGACUCAAUUGACUGAAACUCGUAGUGUUGUUCCGUGCAAUUUCCUUAGAGUGUGUUUUUAUUUUGUAGACAUGCAUAAUAUUCUACACAAAUGAGAUUAAAAAAAAGAGAAUAUAUUUGUCCCUUGUGAAGAUAUCCUGUUUGACUGAGAGAACGGGUUUGUGAGAUGUUAUUUGUGAUGCAGCUCAGACAUCUAACAGCUGGAAAAGAAAUCUUUAAGACUGUCAGUAUUUCAUGGCAGUGGGUGUUUUUCCUUCAUUGCUGGGUACAGCAAGAUAAUUAUAUAUUGUUCAUGUGGAGAAUAACAAUACAUUCUGCACUGUACCUUCCAAUGUAUCUAAGAAAAAGGAAACGUCUCAUGUAGAAAAUAUCCUUUUCAUGAACCACCUCACACUGUUUGCACAUGCACAAUGUCCUGCUGCUGUUCGGAUUAAAAGUAGAGUUCAAAUCGU